AUGUGUCGCGGUUUGGAUGAGGUGGGUACCUUUUGGAAAGAAGAUGUCCGUAAACAUUUCCCAUCCCUGAGAAGUGUGCACUCGUGCGAGGAGGAGGCCGGCCGUACACCUCGUGUCGAGUGCUCCUUCUACCGCGAAUGUCGUCGUGCUUUGAAAAUCCUCUUGCGGACGUCGGAUGGCCUCUCCGACGCCCAAGCGUUGUCUCGUAAGGCAUUAUAUCGAUUGUUAGUUAGGGGGUCCGUUCGAGAUGCUCUGAUCGACGAGCUCGGUCUUACGAAGCAGGAGGCUUGCUCGAUAUGGCCUUGGGCGCCUGGCUUGAAAUGUCUCACUAACGAUGAGGCAUCACUCACCUGGCUGAUGAUUCGUGGGGCCCUCUGGGUCGGCAAAAGACUCUGUUCAGCAGGCUUGGAGAAAUAUCCAAACUGUCGUCGCUGUACUGGGGAAGUCGAGACCAUUGGUCACGCCUUUUUUUCAGUGCAAGACGGUAGUGCCGUUGUGCAAGUUUGUUGA
Molecule: messenger RNA, 510 nt
Organism: Acanthosepion pharaonis
Lineage: Eukaryota; Metazoa; Mollusca; Cephalopoda; Sepiida; Sepiidae
Source: the annotation of a GenBank genome assembly